Molecule: messenger RNA, 1808 nt
Organism: Rhinichthys klamathensis goyatoka
Lineage: Eukaryota; Metazoa; Chordata; Actinopteri; Cypriniformes; Leuciscidae
Product: 1-phosphatidylinositol 4,5-bisphosphate phosphodiesterase beta-1-like
Exons: 16
Biological process (GO): memory; lipid metabolic process; phosphatidylinositol-mediated signaling
Cellular component (GO): nuclear speck; cytoplasm
Molecular function (GO): phosphatidylinositol-4,5-bisphosphate phospholipase C activity; calmodulin binding
Source: RefSeq, a predicted model, not a curated record
GUGUUGUGUGUGACGCGUGUGUGUGGCUGCUCAGGAGCCGAAGCUGCGGGAGCUGCUGGACGUGGGGACUCUGGAGGGGAAGAUGGAGGACCGGACGCUCACUGUGGUCAGCGGUCAGGACAUGGUCACCAUCUCCUACUACAACUUCGUGGCCUUUCAUGAGGAGGUUGCCAAGGAGUGGGCCGAGCAGCUCUUCAGCCUGGCCUCAAACCUGCUGGCGCAGAACAUGUGCAGAGAGUCCUGUCUGGAGAAGAUAUACACCAAACUGACGCUACAGCCGGCGGCCGACGGCGGGAUUUCUGUGAAAAACAUCACUCGCAUGAUCCCUGCCGAUAAACGGCGAGUGGAGAACGCUCUGGAGAUCUGCGGCCUGCCGACACAACGCAGUGAGUCCAUCCCUCAGGACAGGUUUACAGCCGACGUGUUCCGGCAGCUUCUGAACAACAUCUGUCCGCGCAACGACAUCGACACCAUCUUCUCAGAAAUUGGUGCUAAGAUCCGGCCGUACCUCACCGUGGACCAGAUGACAGAUUUCCUCAACAACAAACAGAGAGACCCACGUCUGAACGAGAUCCUGUACCCGCCACUCAAAGCCGAGCAAGUGCAGGGAUUGGUGGAGAAGUACGAGCCGGACACCAUGUUUUCGCAGAGAGGGCAGAUCUCGGUGGAGGGAUUCGCCAGAUAUCUGAGUGGAGAAGAGAACAGUAUCAUCCCUCCAGAGAAGCUGGACAAGAGUGAAGACAUGACGCUGCCGCUCUCACAUUACUUCAUCAACUCCUCACACAACACCUACCUCACAGCGGGUCAGCUGGCGGGAAACUCCUCAGUGGAGAUCUAUCGGCAGGUCCUGCUGUCCGGCUGCCGGUGUGUGGAGCUCGACUGCUGGAAGGGUCGGACUGACGAGGAGCCGCUCAUCACACACGGCUUCACCAUGACCUCCGAGAUCUCCUUCAAGGAGGUGAUUGAGGCCAUAGCGGAGAGUGCCUUCAAGACGUCGCCGUUCCCCGUCAUCCUGUCCUUCGAGAACCACGUGGACUCUCCCAAACAGCAGGCGAAGAUGGCAGAGUAUUGUAGAUCAAUAUUUGGGGAUGCAUUACUGACAGACCAACUGGAGAAAUACCCUCUGGAGGCCGGUGUUCCUCUGCCGAGUCCAGUGGAUCUCAUGGGGAAAAUCCUCAUCAAAAACAAGAAGAAUUCUCACAAAACUGACGGCAGUGGCAAGAAGAAACUGACAGAGCAAACGUCCAGCGCCUGCAGCGACACGUCCAGUGUGUGUGAGCCCUCGUCUCCCAGCGCAGGCUCGACACACACGGAGACAGAGGCUCGUGCAGACGGGACAGAGAGAGGAGACAGGAGAGUCCCGGGAAUCAAGUCCAGCUUAUCACACAACACAGGUGAAGCGGAUGCAGACAGCGACGUGGAGGAUGAGAACGGUUACAGAAAGAAGUCCAUUGAUGAGGGGAUGGCAGUAAAUGAAGCGUUCGCCACAGAGGAGAUGUCCAACUUAGUCAACUACGUUCAGCCUGUUAAAUUCCACUCCUUCGAGGCGUGCAAAAAAACUGAUCGAAGUUACGAAAUGUCGUCGUUUGUGGAAACUAAAGCGCUGGAGCUGCUCAAGGAAUCGCCGGUGGAGUUCGUCGAGUAUAAUAAACUACAGCUGAGCAGAAUUUAUCCCAAAGGAACGCGAGUCGACUCCUCGAACUACAUGCCUCAAGUCUUCUGGAACGCCGGCUGUCAGCUCGUGGCUCUGAACUUCCAGACCAUCGGUAGCUUCCGUUCAGUUCCUUCAGUGUGUGUCUGUGUUUCUG